AUGGAGUUUUUCAGUGUGGAAGAUACAUCAGGACAAGGACUUUUUAAUGAGUUGCAAGAUGUCUUAAAGUCUCUUGAUCUUGAUAUUGAUGAUGUUAGGAGACAAGGUUAUGAUAAUGGAUCUAACAUGAGAGGGAAACACCAAGGUGUCCAGAAAAGAUUGCUAGACAUAAAUCCCAGAGCCUUUUACAUGCCAUUUGGUUCUCAUUGUCUUAAUUUAAUAAUUAACAUGGUGAACACAAAAUUACAAUCUGAAGACAUGUGUCUUGAUGUUGCUAUAAAGGCAUUAGAAGCACUUGUUACAUUUUUUGAAAACUACAGAGAAAUUGGUUUUGUUUCUGCUAUGAAUGAUGCUAAAGAAAUUGCACUUGAUUCAGAAAUUGAUCCUGUUUUUCAAACUAAACGUCAAACCUAG
Molecule: messenger RNA, 414 nt
Organism: Pyrus x bretschneideri (Chinese white pear)
Lineage: Eukaryota; Viridiplantae; Streptophyta; Magnoliopsida; Rosales; Rosaceae
Exons: 2
Coding region: 1-414 (137 amino acids)
Source: RefSeq, a predicted model, not a curated record